AUGAGUUAUACUGAUUGGAGUAAGUUACCAAAAGAAUUAAUAGAGCUAAUUUUCGAUGAGCUACAACAUGCGGGAGACAUAAUUCGGUUUGGAACUGUCUGUAGGUUUUGGGGUUUGGUUGCUUUGGAGGCAAGGCAACAAGUCUUCAAGCCUUUGAGACCUUUGAGUCCGAUGUUGUUACUGCCUCCUAAUAAGGAUGAUGAAGCCCACAAGCUCUAUGAUUUCUUUAAGAAGAAGGCUUAUAAACUUCAAAUUCCAGCUAUGCGCGAUAAAUGGUGUUGCAACUCAUGGAAUGGGUGGUUAAUCACAAUCAAUCACACUUUCCCUUAUGAAAUAUGUUGUUUAAAUCCGAUUUCAGGUGUGCAAAUCGAUCUACCUCCGGCAAUAACUUUUGAAGAUUCUCCCCCUGACCUCGAUGAAACACCAAUUGAGGCUUUCUUGAACAAGGUUGUUCUGUCUUCUACUCCUUCUCCUUCAAAUGCCAAUUGUGUCAUUAUGGUUAUUCAUAGUAAUUAUAACAAGUUGGCAUUUUGCAAACCGGGUGAUAAGCGGUGGAUUACUUUAAAAAGUGAAGAUAUUCAAUAUAAGGACCUCUUAUAUUAUAAGGACAAUUUUUAUGCAGUAGGAAGGUCGAAAGUUGUACAAUGUGAUAUUGGCGAUGAUCCAAGGGUUAUACCAUUUGCACUACUCCCUAAGAUGGGAUACUAUCAGUAUAGAUAUUUAGUAGAGUCAUCCGAUUGCCUUCUAUAUGUGUUGAGAUAUAUGGAUUUGAAGGAUCAAGAAGAUCCUUUAAAGUUGCGGUAUGAAACAACAGGUUUUAAGUGGGGAUUACCCUCUUAUUAUGUGCGUAAGGUUUUUGGAACUCAAAAACCCAAUUAUGUCAUAGACUUCAAUGUUUGA
Molecule: messenger RNA, 900 nt
Organism: Vitis riparia (riverbank grape)
Lineage: Eukaryota; Viridiplantae; Streptophyta; Magnoliopsida; Vitales; Vitaceae
Product: putative F-box protein At5g55150
Exons: 2
Coding region: 1-900 (299 amino acids)
Molecular function (GO): protein binding
Source: RefSeq, a predicted model, not a curated record